CUUAUUAGGGUGGUUAUAAAUCGGGUCUGACUUGACGGCUGUACUAUUUCAGAAUUGAGACGGAAGUCACAUCCAAGCAUGUUUCUCCAUGCCAUGAAAUAAAACUUUCCAAAUACAUGGCUACGUAAUUGAAUGCAACGAGCCUGAACUUUACAGUGGCACGCUGUUUUUUCCUUGUUUUGGAACAUUUUUGUAUUUAGCCGUCUGAAAUUACAAACCUGACGUAGAGGUUUACCAGCUCACUUAAGGUCUGGGCUGUGGCCUUGCCCCAUACAUCUUAAGCUACUCGCUCACUUCGCGUGACUCUCUCGCUGCUGAUCUUGAAGUCAGCCUUUCGAAACGGAUUGGGAGACCUGGGUGAACGAUGGCAUUAGAGCUCGAUCGUUGAGGCCUGCGGUGUGCGCGAUCCAUGAGAUGGCCACAGAUGACAAGCCAUCUCCAACACUGGACUCUAUGAGCGAUCUGCCUUACUCUGCCGGCAGUCCCUCUCAUCUUACACACUUCAAACCUUUGACUCCUGACCAGGAUGAACCUCCAUUUAAAUCUGCCUACAGCUCUUUUGUAAAUCUCUUUCGUUUCAGUAAAGAUGAUGGCCGACUUGCAUCGUCUAUGGAGAGGGCAGAAACUGGUCAGGGUGACCAGCAGGCACUGAAUACCAAUUGGUCAAGUCCGCAGCAUAAUCUGAGGUCACAGUCAUUAAGGUCAUCGCCUGUAGCUUACAAAAAAUCACAGCCUUCUGGGGAACUGCAGAGAAGAUCUUCCACAUCAUUGGAAAAUCGAAGAAAAGAACCUCCUCUUGGUGGGCAUGAUCCUCGGACAGCUGUUCAGCUGAGGAGCCUCAGUACAGUCUUAAAACGCCUCAAAGAAAUCAUGGAAGGAAAAAGCCAGGACAGUGACCUGAAGCAGUACUGGAUGCCAGAUAGCCAAUGCAAGGAAUGCUAUGACUGUAAUGAGAAAUUCACCACCUUUCGGCGCAGACACCACUGUCGGUUGUGCGGGCAGAUUUUCUGCAGCCGGUGCUGCAACCAGGAAAUCCCUGGAAAAUUCAUGGGUUACACAGGUGACCUCAGAGCUUGUACAUACUGUCGUAAAAUAGCCUUAAGCUAUGCACACUCCACAGACAGCAACUCUAUUGGGGAAGACUUGAGUGUUCUCUCUGACUCCACUACCUCUGUGUCAGCACUGGAUCCUGGGGAACCACGGACUCCCGUUGGCAGCAGGAAAGCUAGCCGCAACAUCUUCCUGGAAGAAGACCUUGCCUGGCAAAGCUUAAUUCACCCAGACUCUUCAUCUUCCACAUUGUCAACCCGUCUUGGAUCAGUUCAGGAAGAAGCAGGAAAGUCCCCUGCUCGGAACAGGUCAGCCAGCAUUACUAACCUUUCUCUGGAUCGGUCGGGGUCUCCUAUGGUGCCAUCCUAUGAGACAUCUGUCAGCCCACAGGCUAAUCGCACCUAUGUGAAGGAGGCCAACGAGGAUGAGCGCAAAAUUCUUCUGGACUCAGUCCAGUUGAAAGACCUCUGGAAGAAAAUAUGCCAUCACAACAGUGGGAUGGAGUUCCAGGAUCAUCGUUAUUGGCUGCGCACACAUCCCAACUGCAUUGUUGGGAAGGAACUGGUCAACUGGCUCAUGAGGAAUGGCCAUAUCACUACCAGAGCUCAGGCAAUUGCCAUUGGACAGGCAUUGGUAGAUGGCCGCUGGCUGGACUGUGUCAGUCACCAUGAUCAGAUCUUUAGAGAUGAAUAUGCCCUCUACAGACCUUUACAGGUCAAGAAAGGUAGCGAGAAACCUGUGAAACCUUCGGUGGAGAGAAAGAGCACAGAAUUUUCUGAAACUCCUUCUCCAGACAGUGAUUCUGUCAACUCUGUGGAGGGCCACUCUGAGCCAUCAUGGUUCAAAGACAUCAAAUUCGAUGACAGUGACACAGAACAAAUUGCGGAAGAAGGAGAUGACAACUUGACCAAUUCUGCCAGCCCUAGCAAGCGUACCUCAGUCAGCAGCUUCCAGUCUGCCAUGGACAGCGACUCAGCUGCUUCCAUCAGCCUGAACGUGGAGCUGGACAACGUGAACUUCCAUAUCAAGAAGCACUCCAAGUAUCCACAUGUGCCCCCUCACCCUGCCGACCAAAAAGAGUACUUGAUUGCUGACAGCGGAGGGCAACAAAUGAUCUCAAUAAGUGACGCUUUUAUCAAGGAAUCGCUGUUUAAUCGGAGGGUUGAAGAAAAAUCCAAAGAGCUGUUUUUCACACCCUUGGGCUGGCACCACAGCAAUCUGGACCUGCUGAGGGAGGAGAAUGGAGAAAAACAAGCCAUGGAGAGGCUGCUCUCGGCUAAUCACAACCACAUGAUGGCACUCCUGCAGCAGCUGCUGUACAAUGAAUCAUUGUCCCUCUCCUGGAGAGAUAUCAUUGUGCCUGUGGUCUGCCAGGUGGUUCAGACUGUCCGACCUGAUGUCAAAAACAGAGAUGAUGACAUGGAUAUCCGGCAGUUCGUCCACAUCAAAAAAAUUCCAGGUGGAAAAAAAUUUGACUCAGUGGUGGUGAAUGGCUUUGUAUGCACCAAAAACAUAGCACACAAAAAGAUGAACUCCUGUAUUAAAAAUCCCAAAAUUCUUCUACUGAAGUGUUCCAUUGAGUAUCUCUAUCGAGAAGAAACAAAGUUCACGUGUAUUGAUCCCAUUGUCCUUCAGGAAAGGGAAUUCUUGAAGAAUUAUGUCCAGCGGAUAGUGGAUGUCAGGCCUACUUUGGUCUUGGUGGAAAAAACGGUGUCCCGCAUUGCCCAAGACAUGCUGCUAGAACAUGGCAUUACUCUGGUCAUCAACGUUAAGCCGCAUGUCUUGGACAGAGUAAGCCGAAUGACUCAGGGGGAUGUACUAAUGUCAAUGGAUCAGCUGCUGACGAGGCCACACUUGGGGACCUGCCAUAAAUUUUACAUACAGGUUUUUCAGUUGCCAAAUGAUCAGACAAAAACACUGAUGUUUUUUGAAGGCUGCCCCCAGCACUUGGGAUGCACCAUCAAGCUACGUGGUGCAGGUGAAUACGAGUUGGCUCGCGUGAAGGAGAUUCUUAUAUUUAUGAUCUGUGUGGCUUACCAUUCUCAGCUGGAAAUCUCCUUUCUUAUGGAUGAGUUUGCCAUGCCUCCGAUGCUGGCCAAAAAUGGCUCCUUUCCCAAUCUGACAGAAGGACAGGGAGAAGAAAAUGGGCACCACGAUCAGGUAAACAGCACAGCAGGAAAAGAUGUUGACUCAGCAUCGGACAAGCUGCCCAUGAUCUCUGAAUUAGCAUCUUCAGAUGACCUCAGCAACGUGGAACAGAAAACUUUGACAGAAGAGGAUGGUGAGGUCAGUGGUGAUCUACAAGAUGUUGCCUCCCAGAAGCAGCCAGAGCAUUUUCCGAUGAAUUCUUCUGCUAUAGCACCCUUCCUUUCUUCCACAUUGGUGCCGGAGUCAUUGUUGCCCCUCAGUCUGACGGAUCAACAGCUGGGAAUUUUAGACAAUGAGCAGUUGGGGAGCAUAGAGGGUAUGGACGACUACCAGGAGCCCAAAAGUCAGACCAGGGAGUUUAGAGAUCCCCUUCAAGAUGACACUGGCUUGUAUGUAGCAGAGGAAGUCACCUCCUCUGAAGAUCGCCUGAGAGCUUUGUCUCUGGCAUUUAAACAAGAGCUGAAGGACAUUAUCCUCUGCAUUUCUCCAUUAAUCACAUUCCACGAACCCUUCCUGUUAACAGAAAGAGGCAUGAGAUGUCCCACCAGGGAGUAUUUCCUGGAACAGGUCUAUGUGUCUCCCCGGCUCAACAAGGAACACAAAGAGCUGGACAGCAGAAGGAAAAGACACUUGCUGAGGGAUCUGGCUGGGUUGCAAGGAAUGAAUGGAAGCAUCCAGGCCAAACCCAUCCAGAUUUUACCUUCCCAUGAGCUUGUGAGCACCAGAAUUGCAGAGCAUUUGAACAGUAGCCAAAGUUUGGCAAGAAUGGUGGCUGAUUUCCGGGCCAGGGGAGGAAGGAUUGUACAGAAAGAUUCAGACCCAUUUGUACAAACCAAAGAGGCAGCUGGCAUGAAGUUUGGACAUAGGACUGGCGAUGAUGAAGAGCGAGGGUUUAUUCAGAGUGAAUCUCUCUGGUCUCAUAAAGUGGACUGCCUUAGCCCUGCAAACCACCAGAGACUCUGCGUUUUGUUCAGCAGCUCUUCAGCUCAAUCCAGCAACGCUCCAAGUGCCUGUGUUAGCCCAUGGAUGGUGGUAAUGGAGUUUUAUGGAAAGAAUGACCUCACUUUGGGAGUGUUUCUAGAAAGGUAUUGUUUCAGGCCUUCCUACCAGUGCCCAAGCAUGUUCUGUGAAACGCCUAUGGUGCACCAUGUCCGCCGUUUUGUCCAUGGUCGAGGCUGCGUACAGAUCGUAUUGAAGGAAUUGGACUCCCCAGUGCCUGGUUACCAGCACACAAUUCUUACCUACUCCUGGUGUAGAAUAUGCAAGCAGGUAACGCCAGUUGUUCCACUUUCCAAUGAUUCAUGGUCAAUGUCCUUUGCCAAAUACCUUGAGCUCCGUUUUUAUGGGCACCAGUACACCCGAAGGGCAAACGCUGAACCAUGUGGCCACUCUAUACAUCAUGACUAUCACCAGUAUUUUUCCUACAAUCAGAUGGUGGCCUCUUUCAGCUAUUCUUCAAUACGGUUGCUGGAAGUAUGUGUCCCCCAUCCCAAGAUCUACAUAAAACGUCAGCUGCCACAAAAAGUUGCCAUAAUUCAAGAUCUGAAAGACUUCUCUCAAAAAGUGUCCCAGGUAUAUCUGGCUGUUGAUGAACGGCUGACUUCUUUGAAAACAGAUACCUUCAGCAAAUCAAGGGAGGAGAAGAUGGAGGACCUUUUUGCCCAAAAGGAGAUGGAAGAAGGAGAGUUUCGAAACUGGAUAGAGAAAAUUCAAGCGAGGGUGCUUUCCUCUUCACUUGACACUCCGCAGCAGCUGCACUCCGUCGCUGAAUCUCUGAUCACUAAAAAGCAAAGUCUCUGUGAGAUGCUGCAAGCUUGGAAUAACAGGUUACAGGAUCUCUUCCAACAAGAGAAGGGGAGGAAGCGUCCAUCUGUACCCCCUAGUCCCGGGCGACUGAGACAAGGUGAAGAGGGCAAGAUCAGCUCAAUAGAUGCAUCUCCUCGCAAUGUUUCUCCAGCAUUACCAAAUGGUGAAAAAGAGGAUCGUUUCCUGACCACCUUGUCAAGUCAGAGUUCUACCAGCUCUUCUCUCCUCCAGCUUCCCACUCCACCUGAAGUUGUCUCAGACCAGCUGACUGGAGGGACCUCCUUUGGCAAUGCACUCUCUGAGCCGGACGCAGCUAACAGCUCUGAAGACGUAUUUGAUGGGCAUUUGUUGGGGUCCACAGACAGCCAGGUGAAAGAGAAAUCUACCAUGAAGGCUAUUCUGGCAAAUCUGCUCCCUGGAAAUAGCUACAAUCCCAUCCCAUCUCCUUUUGAGCCUGACAAACAUUACUUAAUGUAUGAACACGAACGUGUUCCUAUUGCUGUCUGUGAAAAGGAGCCAAGUUCCAUCAUAGCGUUUGCUCUCAGUUGCAAAGAAUACAGAAAUGCCUUAGAUGAAUUAUCCAAAGCAACUGUGAAGACCAGUGCUGAAGAAGGACUUCAAACCAACAGUCUGGCAGAGAGUAGAGCAAAAAACAGCAGUCCCGUCCGACUACCUGAAGCCAAUGUGGGACAAUCAAACCAAACAGCAGAGGCAGAACAACCAAAGAAACCAUAUGGAGUUUUGUCCUUCUUUCGUGGCACGGGAGGCAGGAGCCCUGACCUUUCUUCUCAAAAAAAGGAGACCUUACGUGGUGCAGACAGUGCCUACUACCAGGUUGGGCAGACGGGCAAGGAAGGGGCAGAAAAUCAAGGAGCAGAGAAUCAAGAUGAAGCAGAUGGAAGUGAUGCACAGAAAAAGCAGCUAGGAAAUCCACAUGUUGAACUCCAAUUUUCUGAUGCCAAUGCCAAAUUCUACUGCCGGAUUUACUAUGCAGGGGAGUUCCAUAAAAUGCGUGAGGUGAUACUUGGGAGCAGCGAGGAAGAUUUUAUUCGUUCCCUCUCCCACUCCCUCCCUUGGCAGGCACGAGGAGGCAAAUCAGGAGCUGCUUUUUAUGUGACUGAAGAUGACCGAUUCAUCUUGAAACAAAUGCCUCGCCUGGAAGUCCAGUCUUUUCUAGACUUUGCCCCACAUUACUUCAUGUACAUUACUAAUGCAGUUCAGCAAAAGAAGCCAACAGCUUUGGCAAAGAUUCUUGGGGUGUAUCGGAUCGGUUACAAGAAUUCUCAGAACAACACGGAGAAGAAGCUUGAUCUCCUGGUCAUGGAAAACCUCUUCUAUGGCAGAAAGAUGGCUCAGGUUUUUGACCUGAAAGGCUCUUUGCGGAAUAGAAAUGUGAAAACAGACACAGGAAAAGAAAGCUGUGAUGUGGUGCUACUGGAUGAAAACCUCUUGAAGCUGGUGCGAGACAAUCCCUUGUACAUCCGUUCUCACUCCAAGGCAGUGCUGAAGGCUUCCAUCCACAGCGAUUCUUACUUCCUUUCCAGCCAUCUCAUAAUUGACUAUUCUCUCUUGGUGGGCCGUGAUGAUACCACAGAUGAACUUGUGGUUGGCAUUAUUGAUUACAUUCGCACAUUUACUUGGGACAAAAAACUUGAAAUGGUGGUGAAGUCAACAGGCAUCUUAGGAGGACAAGGUAAAAUGCCAACUGUUGUGUCUCCGGAACUGUACCGUACCAGGUUUUGUGAAGCAAUGGAUAAGUAUUUUUUAAUGGUGCCAGAUCACUGGACUGGGCUCGGUCUGAAUUGCUAAGCUUAAACCACCUCUCAGCUAAUAAACUGUGGAAAUGGAUUAGACAAGAUUGCCAAGUAGUGCUGUCCUCCCCAUAUGCAACCCAUGUCCCUUCAGCAGCAACUAAAAGAUCUUCAGCUACUGUGUGUCUGGAGCAUGCUGUCUGCACUUUAAGUUUAAAUGACCGGAGGAGAAGAGGCUGAAGAACAGUAUUUCUUCAUAAUCAGGACUGGACUGAACAUUCACAAGAACACAAAUGGGACCAUCAAGUAGACCAGCCUUGCCCUAAGCAAGCUGACAUCUUCCACAAGUUACUAUGAAUCAUACAAGAGCACUGGCACCUUUCUGUGAGGAUAUCUUGCACAAAAGAGGCCUGUGGCUCUUGCACAUGGUAUCCAUAGCCGUCAUGUAGGGGGACACCUACCACUCUGUUGAGCUGUUGCAGUAAAGACACUGCGGUCUGUAGAAUUGGCGUCUUGAUCACGAGGAACCAAGUACAUUUCUUGAUCACGCCACUGCUCUGUGCUGCAGGUUGGUUCUGUAAAUAUUUGUGUAUAUAGUUUAAUCUGUGUUGCACUGAUGUGGUUCAGCAGAUUUUCAUGAGCAGUAUUGGGGGUGGGGGGGAUUUUAGCCAUUUACGUUUGUUGUUUAGAGCCCUGCUUCCAAUGGUAUAAAAACCGUAUGCAGUCAAAUAUUUUACUGAGUGGAAAUAGGUUCCUAGGUACUCUGUCCCGAAUUUGAGCAACAACAACAGGAAACCAACCUGCCUUGACUCAGUGGACUCAGAAAGCAAAAUUUUCCAAAACGAAACACCUUUAUUGCUUACUGAGUCAUGAAUCAAAAUGGCUUCAAUCUUGGUAGAAACUUCUCAGUGCUAUUGUAAAAUAUUUAACUUCAAGAAAAUUCCUUUCCUCAUCUCCAGCCACAAGCGGUACUUGGAUGCUUUGCCUUAGUAUUUUUUCAUUGAAUAACUAGCAGCUGCCUUAAGAAUCAGACCUGCAAUGCAGACCAUCCUAGUUUCUUUUUAGUUCAUCAUCAUUGUGAAGAAUGUGGUACUGAGAUACAGAAUACACUUAGUUUGUGGUAACAGAUUGAGUUACAUAGAGAAUAAUUUUUUGAGUGUUAUGAAAUCUAUUUGUAGUUACAGCUUCUCUGAAUAGAAACUGAACUAAGAUGGCAUGUUGAGCAUAUCAGAUUGGUGGAGAUUGGGGCAUCUUCACUAACUGAGAAUAAGCACUUUUCAUACUAUCAAAAAAAACCCCAAACAAACCUUUAAACAUUUAUCUUAGUUUGUACACAAUAAAAGCCAGUAAAAAAAGAAAGUGUAUUUGUAGUUGGAGGUAAAUCUAACAUUGUACUCCUAUCUUAAUUAUUGUUUGCAAUAUUGUUUUCAGUGCAGAUACUGGGUAAUGUCAUUGAGUUCUAAUGCAUUUUUCCUCAUGAUUGGAUUUCUUCAUUUAGCAGAAAAUCAUAAACCUGCAUUACGAAUCAUUUUGCAUAACUUGGGACCAGAAGACCAGUUUUUCUAUUAUAAACACUUAGAAAAGACCAACACUACUCCAUUGUCUUUGUGUCAGAGUCUUCCUCUGUAGAUUUGACACAAAUUCUAGGUAAAGUUAAUGGGUUUCUCUGCUGAUAUCUAAGAGCCUGACUUUAAAACAAAUGAAGCAUAUUGUGAGAAUGUGCUAAUAACAGCUUUUGAUCCAUUAGAAAUUUAGUUUGGAGUUAAAUUUGCAAUGCCUGUAUGUUCUGCCAGGAGAUACACAUUGGCCUCUUAUAAAUGGAGAAGUUCAGACAUUUGGUUAAGAAGCCAGUUAUUGACUGGCUUUCCACUCAUCAUAAUUUAAUUUGUUGCAGGAUUUAAAAAUAAAUGUAACCAGAUAACCUACCUUCAGCCAACAGGUGUGUGUUUGUGGCUGAGCUUUGACCAAUUUUUUAUUCCUUUAAUUUGUUUAAAUCUAUUAAUGUUCAGUUUUUUUGUCUUAAAAAAGUCCUAAUUUUCCAUACAAGUCAGUGUUGUAAACAUCAAGGUUUUCCCUGAGCUGGUUUAAUGGGAUGAAGGAAAUUUGUUUCAUGAGUUUAAAAAUAAGGUACAGUACAAUGUGAAAUAGCUUUUCUGGAGCUGCUGCUGCUGCUACUUAAAACAGUAACUGUUCUGAGGACAAAAUACAUGUAUGUAUAGCACUGGCUUUUAAAAAUAUAGAUAUCUACAAAUCAUAAAUCAUUUUCAAAUGAUAAGUAAGUUAACAAUGGAAAAGAGUCACCCAGGGCCCCCCCACACCAUUCAUCUAUGCCCUGGAAGAACAAAUCCUGUUUGUUGAACUUUGUGCUAUGUGUGCAAAAUGCUUAUGCAGCCAGUGUUCAUUUUGUUCACAGCAUCUGUGCCCCUCCCCACCUUAUGUCAUGCAGUUGCUUCAAACAUUGAUCUCAUCUCACUUGCCUCUGGUAGCAGAAUUCAGAGACAAUUAACUGGCAGAGUACAACGCAGUCAGGUGGCAGGAAUGGGAAAAGGUCUGCUAACCUUGCUUUGUGUGCACCAUGUCAUGUUAAGCCCUUUUAAAAAAAAAAAAAAAAAAAAA
Molecule: messenger RNA, 9371 nt
Organism: Pogona vitticeps (central bearded dragon)
Lineage: Eukaryota; Metazoa; Chordata; Lepidosauria; Squamata; Agamidae
Source: RefSeq, a predicted model, not a curated record